GUUUGGUGGAUUUGAACAACUGUUCGCCAAUGUCUUGCAGAUUACUGGGUUUGACGAUUGCAUCAGCAACUUCCUUCUCCGUCGGUAGUAGAGGCCCAUACAAACCAUCCAUUUCUCGCAGCUACGGUGCCUAUGCCUCUUCAAGCAUACCGUUCCGAUGGCUUCACCGCCCCUUCCCCCGUAUUCCUUGAAACAAGCUAGAGCUGAAUGCACAAACCUCUGUCAUCUUCUGUAGUGCCGUUCCUAUUGCCCAAACUGCUUCUGAAGUGAGAGCAAGUAUUGUCUAAAGGGUUUCAAUUAACGCAAAUUGUAGUGUAUUGUACUUGCCUUCAUCAUUGGGUCAUUUUUCACCAAUUGUAAACCGGUUAUGUUGC
Cylicocyclus nassatus is the source of this 374-nucleotide messenger RNA. NCBI's taxonomy places the organism in Eukaryota, Metazoa, Nematoda, Chromadorea, Rhabditida, Strongylidae. The record is from the annotation of a GenBank genome assembly.